Antrostomus carolinensis (chuck-will's-widow) is the source of this 1505-nucleotide messenger RNA. Its product is annotated as CUB domain-containing protein 1. The annotation marks the transcript as partial. Lineage: Eukaryota; Metazoa; Chordata; Aves; Caprimulgiformes; Caprimulgidae. The record is from RefSeq and is a predicted model, not a curated record. The transcript has 5 exons.
AUGUCACCCAUUUGGUUGACCUGAGCAAAGAGUGGAAUAUGACUGUGACAAUACACUUUGAAGGGUGGCCCAGCCGCAUCCCGCUCAUGUCUGAACCGAUAUGCCUGAUCUGUAAGGAUCCUCGCACCUGCGACCGUGUCUUGACUUUAGUGUCUGGUGCCAUCUACAAGAUCUCCUUUCUGUGCAAGGACUUGUCCCGUCUGAGGAUCACAGCUGAAAAAGGCAUAAGCUGUGUUGAUCUUCGGUGGUGUCAGAGGAAGAUCUAUUCCCUUUCAGUGCCCAAGGCUAUUACCCAAUUGCCAAUUCGACUGCAUAAGUUUAUUUGGAAGCUCUUGGCUCCAGAUCUGAUCAACAUAGAAAUUACAUCUCCGUCCUUGAAACUUCAGCAACACGUCCCAGAGCAGAGGUGCAACACAAGCUACAGUUAUAGCAUUGUUAGUGCCACCCCAGAGACAGAGUUUCAUGUUGGUGUAUUCUGUCCUGGUGGAUCCAUUGAAAAGAUUCAGAUGAGGAAUAAUAUCACCAUAUCCUUAAAAACAUUUGGUAAAGGAUUCCUCAAUGAGUCAAACCAUCAGGAUCUGAAAAUGUCUUUUGUGCCAUAUAUUAAAGAUGAGUGCAUUUUCACUGUGAGUCCAGAUCCAAAAGCCAAAGUUUACUUGCAGACCCCCAACUGGCCCUAUGGUCUACCUCCAUAUGUCUCCAUAUCCUGGUACGUCGUCGUGCCCAGCAAGCAAGUUGCCCGCCUAGGGUUCUCCAAGGACCGCAUGGGCAUCGCUUGCGAGACAGGUCGUGCCUAUGUCAACAUAAAGGAAGAGACACUGGGGGCAGAGGAAACCGUGCGCCGUGAGGAUGAGCUUCUGCCCAAGCCUCGAAACAUGUAUCAUGACUUCUGGGUGAACAUCUCCAACUGUAAACCUGUGGAUAAGACGCAGCUGACCUUGCAGUUCUGGGUGACUUUUGCUGACAAGCAGCUAGAUCUAGGAGUGAUACUUGCUGUGGUGGCUGGGGCUGGAGUUCUCAUCGCUAUUGGACUGACUGUGUGCUGUGUUAAGAAGAAGAAGAAGAAAAGCCAGAAUCCCAUGGUGGGAGUGUACAAUGCUAACGUGAAUACCCAGAUGCCUGGAAAACAAGGCUUAUUCACAAAAGGGAGGAAAAAGAAUGAGUCUCAUGUCUAUGCGGUGAUUGAUGAUGCUAUGGUCUAUGGGCACUUGCUGAAGGAAUCCAAUGGCUCUGUUGCUCCAGAAGUUGAUGUGUACCGGCCUUUUGAUGGACCCAUUGGUAGCUUGCCACCUUCUCCACCUCCAUUCUCCUUCAGGAAAGACAUUAAGCGCUCUUCUAACACUGAGGAACCUCCACCUCUAAUGGAAACAGACCAUGACACUUACACAUUUGCUCAUCAGAAAUCAGAGCAAUCAGAGGACAAUGGAGAUACAACUGAAAAGAAUAAUGGAGAUACAAGCAUGUCCUUGCUGGAAAAUAAGGAACAGGACAGUUUAGUGGAGUAA